CGAGACGCCGAGGUCGAAACCCUAGAAACUCUCCGAUUCACGGUUCCCGGCUGAUGGCGUCGAGCAAGCAGACAGUGCUGCCGUUCUUGCCCUCGUCGGCGGGAUUCACCGCUAGGAUCCACCCCGUCGUCCUCUUCAACAUCUGUGAUUGCUAUGUCAGGCGGCCUGACCAAGCGGAGCGAGUCAUCGGCACUCUCCUCGGCUCCGUCUCUCCUGAUGGCACCGUGGAAAUCAGGAACACCUAUGCCGUGCCCCAUAGUGAGCCUGGUGACCAGGUUGCCAUAGAUGUUGACUAUCAUCAUAACAUGUAUGCCUCCCAUCAGAAGGUGAACCCUAAGGAAGUCAUUGUUGGAUGGUUUUCGACUGGUCUUGGUGUGUCAGGCAGGAGUGCAUUGAUUCAUGAGUUCUAUUCCAGAGAAGUCACAAAUCCUGUUCAUCUUACUGUGGAUACUGGAUUCACAGAUGGGGAGGCCUCCAUCAAAGCAUAUAUUUCCAUUAAUUUGUCUCUGGGUGAUCGACAACUUGCAGCUCAAUUUCAGGAGAUCCCUCUGGAUUUCCGUAUGGUUGAAGCCGAACAAGUUGGAUUUGACAUUUUGAAAACCACAAUGGUCGAUAAACUUCCCAAUGAUCUAGAAGGAAUGGAAGCUUCAAUGGAGCGUUUGCUUGCCCUAAUUGAUGAUGUCUAUAAAUAUGUGGAUGGUGUUGUUGAAGGUAAUGUGGCUCCGGAUAACAACAAUGGGAGACUCAUUUCUGAUGCAUUGUCUUCAAUUCCGAAAAUGUCUCCAGCUGUUUUCGACAAAGUUUUCAAUGAUAAAAUACAAGACAAUCUUGCGUUGGUUUAUUUGUCAAGUCUUACACGGACACAACUCAGCAUUGCAGAGAAGUUGAACACAGCGGCACAGAUCUUGUAAACCAUUUUUGAGCAAGACAAGAUGUUUUUUUGGUUCUUCCUUGAGUUUGGUAGAGUUGAUGCAUUUGCUGAUCUUGAAAAAUCUAUUUAAUGAUACUACGGAGUGAAUCAUUCAACUAUUCUCUUGUGUUUCAUUUUGUACCUGUAAAACCUAUUUAUUUCCUUCCAUAAUAGUCAAUUUAAGGUGCUUUUUUUAA
Molecule: messenger RNA, 1107 nt
Organism: Dioscorea cayenensis subsp. rotundata (Guinea yam)
Lineage: Eukaryota; Viridiplantae; Streptophyta; Magnoliopsida; Dioscoreales; Dioscoreaceae
Product: eukaryotic translation initiation factor 3 subunit F
Exons: 6
Coding region: 54-911 (285 amino acids)
Biological process (GO): translational initiation
Cellular component (GO): eukaryotic translation initiation factor 3 complex, eIF3m
Molecular function (GO): translation initiation factor activity; translation initiation factor binding; metallopeptidase activity
Source: RefSeq, a predicted model, not a curated record